GCCUUCUCUCUCCUUCAGCAAGAUGCUCGGUCGGAAAUAUCGCGCUUCCCCACCCCCCACCUGCUCGGUUUGGAUGGUACAGUCUGUAGUCGGACUCCAGUAAUGAAGCUCAGUUGAUCAGUCUCUUACAGAUGCCGAACCGUGAUUGCUCCGCUAUGUAAUUUUGGAUUUGUGAUGUCUUAGACAAGUCUGAAAAAAGAAAUGACCAUGUAGAUGCCAACUGUCUGGAUACAGCAUAAUGGGAAACAGUGAAUGGAGUGCAAUUGGACUGCAAUCUUGAAAACAGCCAUCUUGUGGACUAUCAUCUGGUGGAAGACAUUUCUAUCACUCAUUGCUUACUCUGCUCAUGUUACUGUUCACAUAAAGUGGAUUUGUUCUUUGGCUGGAAUUUGAGUUUCUACCGUUACAAAUUUUUAAUUUGUACAUAGCACAUUGAACAGAGCAAUAUUAUCAGCAGCAAUGGGUGACAUGACAAACAGCGAUUUUUAUUCAAAGAACCAAAGAAAUGAGGCCAAUCAUGCAGGAGAAUUUGGGUGUACGCUUCAAGAUCUGCGUUCUCUUAUGGAACUUCGAGGAAUGGAAGCAGUGGUAAAAAUUAAGGAGACGUAUGGGGACACAGAGGGCCUCUGUAGACACUUGAACACUUCGCCAAUAGAAGGAUUACCUGGCACUACUGCUGACCUAGAUAAAAGAAGGCUAAUUUUUGGGAAAAACUUUAUACCUCCAAAGAAGCCAAAAACUUUCUUACAGUUAGUCUGGGAAGCAUUACAGGAUGUGACUCUCAUCAUCUUGGAAAUCGCAGCCAUUAUAUCUCUUGGGCUCUCAUUUUAUCAUCCACCUGGAGAAGAAAAUGAAGCGUGUGCUACUGCCGCAGGAGGAGGUGAAGAUGAAGGUGAGGCAGAAGCUGGUUGGAUUGAAGGGGCUGCUAUUCUGCUUUCGGUUAUUUGUGUGGUGCUGGUUACAGCCUUUAAUGACUGGAGCAAAGAGAAGCAGUUCCGUGGACUUCAGAGUCGUAUUGAACAAGAACAAAAGUUUACCCUAAUCCGAGGUGGACAAGUAAUUCAAAUUCCAGUAGCAGAGCUUGUAGUUGGUGACAUUGCACAAGUCAAAUAUGGUGACCUACUACCUGCUGAUGGAGUGUUUAUUCAAGGAAAUGAUCUUAAGAUUGAUGAAAGCUCUUUAACUGGAGAGUCAGAUCAAGUCCGCAAAUCCAUUGACAAAGAUCCAAUGCUGCUUUCAGGUACCCAUGUCAUGGAAGGCUCAGGAAGAAUGCUGGUUACUGCAGUGGGAGUUAAUUCUCAAACAGGCAUCAUCUUUACUCUACUAGGUGCUGGAAGUGAGGAAGAGGAGAAAAAAGAUAAAAAAGUAGAUUCUUCCCAUUCCUCCUUCCAUCCUCCUUCAACUACAGAUGGGGCAGCAAGUGCAAUUGCCACUGAUAAUGCAAAUACCAGCUUAGUCAAUGGCAAAAUGCAGGAUGGGAAUAUGGAAAACAGCCAGAAUAAAGCCAAACAGCAGGAUGGGGCAGCUGCAAUGGAGAUGCAGCCACUCAAGAGUGCUGAAGGUGGAGAGGGAGGUGAUAAAGACAAGAGAAAAGCCAACAUGCCCAAGAAAGAGAAAUCUGUCCUCCAAGGAAAGCUAACUAAAUUGGCUGUCCAAAUAGGCAAAGCAGGUUUGGUAAUGUCAGCAAUCACUGUCAUCAUUUUAGUACUAUACUUUACUAUUGAAAACUUUGUUGUCAAGAAGAAUCCAUGGCUGCCUGAAUGCACACCUGUAUAUGUUCAGUAUUUUGUCAAGUUCUUCAUUAUUGGCGUGACUGUGCUUGUAGUUGCUGUUCCAGAAGGACUUCCGCUGGCAGUUACCAUCUCCCUUGCUUAUUCUGUAAAAAAAAUGAUGAAAGAUAACAACCUGGUCCGUCACUUAGAUGCGUGUGAGACUAUGGGAAAUGCUACAGCCAUCUGCUCUGAUAAAACAGGGACAUUAACAACUAACCGAAUGACAGUAGUACAAGCCUAUGUUGGAGAUGUCCAUUACAAAGAGAUCCCUGACCCAGAUUCUAUUCCAGCCAAAAUAAUGGAUUUGCUGGUUAAUGCAAUUGCCAUCAACAGUGCUUACACUACAAAGAUUCUGCCACCAGAAAAAGAAGGUGGUCUACCUCGGCAGGUUGGUAACAAGACAGAAUGUGGAUUGCUUGGAUUUGUGAUGGAUCUAAAGCGGGAUUAUCAGCCUGUUCGGAAUCAAAUGCCUGAAGAGAAACUCUACAAAGUUUACACAUUUAACUCUGUGAGAAAGUCAAUGAGCACUGUCAUUAAAAUGCCGGAUGACAGCUUCCGAAUGUAUAGCAAAGGGGCUUCUGAAAUUGUCCUAAAGAAAUGUUCUAAGAUUCUUAAUGCUGCAGGUGAGACUCGCAUUUUUAGACCUCGUGAUAGAGACGAGAUGGUUAAGAAAGUGAUUGAGCCCAUGGCCUGUGAUGGAUUGAGAACCAUCUGUGUUGCUUUUCGAGACUUUCCCGGUGAUCCUGAACCAGAAUGGGACACUGAAAAUGAUAUUUUAACUGAUCUUACCUGCAUUUGCGUGGUUGGCAUAGAAGAUCCUGUACGACCAGAGGUCCCAGAAGCCAUAAGAAAGUGCCAGCGAGCUGGAAUUACAGUCCGCAUGGUUACGGGAGAUAACAUCAAUACAGCUCGUGCUAUUGCCGUAAAAUGUGGAAUUAUUCACCCUGGUGAAGAUUUCCUCUGUAUUGAAGGAAAGGAUUUUAAUCGAAGGAUUCGAAAUGAGAAGGGAGAUAUAGAGCAGGAACGCAUUGAUAAGAUAUGGCCAAAACUUCGUGUCCUUGCUCGUUCAUCACCCACAGAUAAACAUACCUUGGUGAAAGGUAUCAUUGACAGCACGCAAGUGGAGCAGAGGCAGGUUGUAGCAGUGACUGGUGAUGGAACUAAUGAUGGACCAGCUCUUAAAAAAGCUGAUGUUGGCUUUGCAAUGGGUAUUGCAGGCACAGAUGUGGCAAAGGAAGCUUCUGAUAUUAUCCUCACAGAUGACAACUUCAGCAGUAUUGUGAAAGCUGUAAUGUGGGGCCGUAAUGUUUAUGACAGCAUCUCUAAGUUCCUGCAGUUCCAGCUUACUGUAAACGUGGUGGCUGUGAUCGUGGCUUUCACUGGUGCUUGCAUUACCCAGGAUUCUCCUCUGAAAGCUGUACAGAUGCUAUGGGUCAAUUUAAUUAUGGACACUUUUGCUUCUCUUGCUCUGGCUACCGAACCUCCCACAGAAUCCCUUCUGCUAAGAAAACCAUAUGGUAGAAACAAGCCCCUCAUUUCUCGUACCAUGAUGAAAAAUAUUCUGGGCCACGCUGUGUAUCAACUCACUCUAAUUUUUACCCUCCUUUUUGUUGGUGAAAAAAUGUUCAAGAUUGAUAGUGGCAGAAAUGCACCACUCCACUCUCCACCUUCGGAGCACUACACCAUCAUCUUCAAUACUUUUGUCAUGAUGCAACUAUUUAAUGAAAUCAAUGCACGCAAAAUCCAUGGUGAAAGGAAUGUUUUUGAUGGCAUCUUUAGAAACCCUAUAUUUUGCACUAUUGUAUUGGGUACAUUUGCUGUACAGAUAGUAAUUGUACAAUUUGGUGGAAAACCUUUUAGUUGUUCUCCUUUGGAACUUGACCAAUGGAUGUGGUGUGUAUUUAUUGGAUUAGGUGAACUUGUAUGGGGGCAGGUCAUUGCAACCAUCCCAACCAGUAGGUUAAAAUUUCUAAAGGAAGCAGGAGGGCUUACAUUAAAAGAAGAAGUUCCCGAGGAGGAGAUGAGUGAAGAUGUAGAAGAGAUUGAUCAUGCAGAGAGGGAACUUCGCCGUGGACAAAUCCUCUGGUUCAGAGGGCUUAAUAGAAUCCAAACUCAGAUCGAAGUAGUCAAUACUUUCAAGAGUGGCACUUCCUUUCAGGGAGCUCUCAGGAGACAAUCCUCCGUCACAAGCCAGAACCAGGAUGUAACCAAUAUUUCUAGCCCUAGCCACGUUUCGUUAUCCAAUGCUCUUUCCUCUCCUACCAGCACACCUGCUGCGGCGGUUGGGCAGGGCUAGAGACCCCUGGACAAAAGGGUUCAGCAGGAGAGAGUGCAAUAAAAAGAGGUUGUGAGUCUUUAACCUUGAGCCUGAUAAUGAAUGUGAACCAAUUCUGGUACUUGGCUUAGAUAAAGCCAGGUAAACAUUCGAGUAUAAGCCCAUAUCCUACCACUCUAGUACAACUGAAAAUGGGUUAUUGAUACUGCAUUGUGAGGAGGGACAUUCUGUACUUGGCCAGAAUGAUUAUUUUUCUUCAGAUGGAGGUAAAAAUGUGUUAGUGUUUAUCCUUUGUUGCCGAAUAGAACUAUUUGAAGUCUUGCUUUCAGCAAAUCUGAAAAACUUUUCCUUGCAGCAGCAGAGAAGAAGGAAGUGGAAACUAAAAGCCAUGUCAGAAUGUCCUGAAGUGUGAUCCCCACCCUUACCCCAGUCCUUUGUUAAAAACGUUUUUCUGUUGUCUCCAUUCCUGUAAGAAAAUGGAGCCAUGUUUCUUGCUGUUUAUCAUUUCUUUUCAUUAAGCUGUCUCCAUUACAUAAUUGCCAUCUUUAUUUUAUAUAUAUAUAUAUAUAUAUUUUCUGGUGUGUUUCCAUACAAUAUAUGUGCACAAAGAGCAGGCCUACAAAAUUUUAAAGAUGCCAUGAAAUAACCUAAUCUCCUGCAUUUACCUUCACAAAAUCUCUUCAAUUAUUCUUUUGUAUAAAAGUUAAAUGCAAUUCUAUAGAUCCUAAUUUAAUUUAAAGAUCAGCAAAUACAAAAAUCUCUGGAGAUAUAUGAGUUUCCUAAAUUCCAUAUAUGCAGAAUUGCUAAUGUGUGCCUCAUUCUAAGAGAUUCACAAACUAAUUUGGAAACAAGGCAAUGGCAAAACAGUAUAUGCAGAUUGCUUUAAAAUAUAUUAGAUGCAUAGAUGCCUCUUAGUAUCUUCUACAGUGAAAGUCAAACUAAUUUGGUCAUGGCGCGUUAUUUCUAAAAAAGAAGUAAAGAAAAAAAUUGGAUUCAAUUGCAUACAAUUUAAACACCAACAGGAAAGCUUAUUCUGCCAGGUACAGAUGAUGUAGAAAUGUUGCCUGGAAUACUUCAUGAGGGUCUUUUAAAAUAUUCAUUUCCGGCCAUAUGUGAAAGAGAGCUCCCCAAGGUUCCCUCCAUCUACAUAUGAAUCUUCCUUGCUUUACUUCUCCCAACAUUAUAGAGAGAAAAUUUUAUUCUUUACUCUGCAUCUUGAGGGAAAAUAAUCCAAAACAUUUUCCUAAAAAAGAAGAAACACCUAUGGGCUCAAAUGGGCCAAAUGCAACCCAGACCCAUGGUAAUCUCUAGACAGAUUCCUAAGGUCAGAUCACUGAUACAGUAAUGGAGGCAGAGUGAUAAAUAAAGUUUUGUUUGUAUCAUUUUAUAGGCUACUGAUGUGGUCCACCAGACAGGUUAUACUUAGACUUGGUUUACCAAGAAGGCGUUCACUGGAUUACCUUGGAUAUCCUCUUAAUCUUUGCUUCCUAUGUAUGUACUAAAUAUACUAAAACAAUCCUCCAAGCAAAAGAUUUCUGAGUGCACAUUAAUAGUAUUUGGCAGUGGUUAGCUCUUCAAGUUUGCUUCAAGUUAGUUUCUGAAUGUUUCAUUACCAGACUAGGUAACAUCAUCAGGAUUUUAUAAGCUAAAGAUUUUCUUGGACAAGGAAAUCCUGCUGAUCAUGUUACCUAGCCUGGUAACGAAACAUUCAGAAACUAAAUUGAAACAAGCUUGGAGACCAAACCCAAACUAAAUCUAAAUCUAAAACCCAAACUACAAGUAUUUUCCAUUAUUUCAAAGCACAUUAACAGUAUCCCAAAAAUACAAAGAGCUUGUGAGGAAAUUUUAUAUCUACAGGCAAAUGAUUUUUUUUUAA
This is a messenger RNA of Notechis scutatus (mainland tiger snake), 5923 nucleotides long. The record is from RefSeq and is a predicted model, not a curated record. NCBI's taxonomy places the organism in Eukaryota, Metazoa, Chordata, Lepidosauria, Squamata, Elapidae.